GCAUCAUGAUAUCAACGGGGCUAGUUUUGUUCCUUUUCGGAAUAGCAGUUUCUGCUGGACCUUACAUACCCCGUGCGAAACCACCAACAGAAAUUGUCAUAACCAAGCACUCGUCACAUGACAAGGUUACAGAAUACGAGCAUUUACCUUCGUCGGGAGGAUCUCCAGUUAUUUCAAACUUCAUCCAAAAAGGUACCAAUGUUUUCUUCAAGCCACAAUUUAUGUUGGCUGCUGCACAAAUGCCACCUCAAGUUCAAUCAAUGAUUGCUGAAAUUGAACAAGAUGACUGUAAAACAAGGUUACCCAUGGGACCCAUUCCCAUGUUGAUGGAAGAACCACUGCAAGUUGUAGAGCAAGAAAUUGUGGCAUCAUCAAAACCAAUCAUCAAAGAAACAAUUGAAAUUAAUCCAGUAGCAUAUACUCAACAUGUUGUACAACCGACUUUGGAACUGAAACCAUUUGUGCCAUCAGUGUCAGAAGGACAUGUUAUGGAAUUGCACAGAAUGCACAAAAUACCCGUGGUAGUUGAAGAAUCAAUCAAACUAGAAGAACCUUGUCUUCAUGAAGAAGAAGAACAUGUAGUGAUUCCUGAGGCACCUGUAUUAACGCCUUACGUUCCUCAUCUCGAAAUUCCGAAACCUGUUAUUAUAGAGGCCCCUGAAACUGUUGCUGUGGUUGAAGUUCCUCCUGCACCAGUAUUACCUCCACUAGAGUUACCCAUGAUUCCGAGAGAAGAAGUUGCUGAAAUUAUUGUGAAGGAGAAGGUUCCUGAAGUAGUCGUGCCAUCUUUUAUUCCUGAAAGUUAUGUCCGAGAAGUAGUAGUCACACCUCCAGAAGCCCCAGUACUACCUCCGUAUAUUCAAGUGGAAGUGCCUAAACCUGUGAUUGAAGGAAACUUUAUUGAGACCAUUGAAAUUCCAGCUGCCCCAGUACUGUCUGAAUUUGAAAUGCCAAAAUUACCAGUAUUAGUAGAAGAACACAGUGUAGUGCCUUGUCUGCAUGGAGAAGAACAUCAUGAAAUAGAAAUUAAGACCGUUGAAGUUCCCACUGCACCAGUUUUGCCUCCUUAUGUUCCAGAUCUCCCGGAAAUAGUGGUAGAAGAAAAACCCUUAGUCGUGCCUGAGGCCCCUGUACUGCCGCCAUACGUUCCGGUGUCAAAACCAAUUAGCGUAGUAGUUGAAAAAGAAAUGUUUGAAGCCACUCCAGUACUACCUGCAUUUGAAAUGCCAGGAUUAACUGUGGAGAUCGAAAAAACAGACGUUAUUCCCUGCCCACCAAAUGAAGAACAGAACGAAGUCAUUGUGGUUGAAGAAAAACAUGUAUACAUUCCCGAAGCUCCAGUUUUACCCCCUCUUUCACUUCCUGAACUUCCAGUUAAUGUUGAAAUUCAUGAGAAUGUGCAUUGUGAUGAUACCGUUGAAGUGGUAGAACCUGUUCUAAUUCCAUCUGCUCCAGUUCUCCCACCGUUGGAAAUCCCCAAAGUGCCUAUGGUAAUAGAAGAGGCUCAUGAAAUUGUUGCUCCUUGUCCUCCUGAACUUGAAAUGGAAAAAGUCGUCAUAGAAUCCAAACCGCAAAUUGCCAGACCGGUUGCUUAUAUGUCCCAGGAAAUAUUAACAGACGCUUACGUACGUACUCCGAUUGUUAUGUCAUCUGCCCCUGAAUUUUUAGUCCCGUAUUUCCCGGUCGUAACUGAAAAUGUUUUGAAAGAGGAUCCGACAUCGUGCGUUCAUGAUAUUGUUGUAGAACGUAUUUUACCUAGGCUAGAAAAAUCUAUACAAAUCAAAGAUAAACGCCCGGUCUCUGCAUAUUUAUCUCCCGUAAGAUAUGCUAUGUUUUGAUAUGGAGUAGAUAGCUAGGUCUUAAAAAAUUGGUAGUAACUGAAUUGAAGUAGAUAUGCGGCUAGUUUUAGUUCGAACAAGCACUUGAUAGCUGUUUGAAAUAAUUCUUAAGCAUAUUCCAUGCUUUACCCGAGGGGCAGGUGGUGAUAAUAAAUUAUAUU
Molecule: messenger RNA, 1999 nt
Organism: Ostrinia nubilalis (European corn borer)
Lineage: Eukaryota; Metazoa; Arthropoda; Insecta; Lepidoptera; Crambidae
Product: titin-like
Exons: 2
Coding region: 6-1838 (610 amino acids)
Source: RefSeq, a predicted model, not a curated record